AUGUCAGCUACCGACGACCUUUCUGGCAGCGAGAUACAAGCCAAAUUGCGCGCCUUCGUCGCCGCAGAUCCUUUACGUGGAUGGGACGACGCAUGGAAAGCGAGCAUCACACCGUGGGAUGCCGGGGAUGUCCAGCCGCCUUUACGAGACCUCCUUGGUUCCCGCGAGCUGAAGCUCCCUACAACCGGCCGUGCCCUCGUUCCCGGAUGUGGUAAAGGCUAUGACGCACCUUUCAUAGCAGCUACGACAGGUCUCGACACGCUCGCCGUUGACAUCUCCCCGACGGCGGUAAAAUUGGCAGAAGAAUCGCUAGCCCAGCUCAAUUUGCCAAGCGCCGUGAAAGUUAGUUUCGAGCUCAAGGACUUCUUCAGUCUUGGUAGCUCCGAGGAGAAUUACGACCUCAUAUACGACUAUACCAAAAUAAAUCUGCAGCCCAGCUUAAUGAUAUUGUUACGAAGAUUUUUCGUUUGCAUCCCGCUGUCAUGUCGUACCAAGUGGGGUCAAUUGAUGUCGCGCAUGGUCAAGCCGGGUGGCUAUCUGGUCACGCUCAUCUUCCCUAUCGACCCGCCACGAAGCUAUGGUCCACCUUACUACGUGAGGCCUGAACAUUACGUCGAAGUCCUCGGAGAUGGAUGGGAGAAGGUGGUGGACGAAGUCUCGGAAGUGAGCUCUGCGACUCACAAAGGCAGGGAGCGUCUUGUAGUCUGGAAGAAGCUGUAACACUGUCGGAAGAUUAAAAUACUAAUGCAAGG
This is a messenger RNA of Phanerochaete carnosa HHB-10118-sp, 752 nucleotides long. RefSeq lists its product as uncharacterized. Gene Ontology annotation, molecular function: S-adenosylmethionine-dependent methyltransferase activity. Bases 1 to 720 code for a protein of 239 amino acids. The transcript is spliced from 5 exons. NCBI's taxonomy places the organism in Eukaryota, Fungi, Basidiomycota, Agaricomycetes, Polyporales, Phanerochaetaceae. The record is from RefSeq and is a predicted model, not a curated record.